This is a messenger RNA of Caenorhabditis angaria, 4151 nucleotides long. Lineage: Eukaryota; Metazoa; Nematoda; Chromadorea; Rhabditida; Rhabditidae. The record is from the annotation of a GenBank genome assembly.
AUGGUUGACAAUGUGCAAGAAUUCAAAUUGAGAGAAGACUCCGAAUUGAGAUUUGCGGUAAUUUUGGAAAUGCGAAAAAAUUUAAUAUAACUUAUUUGGAUUUUCAGGUCGGAGACGAAGAAGAUGUUGUGCUCGAAUUAAUCGAAGGAUAUGCCGAAAUGUUUGGAACUGAAAUUACGCCGAAUAAAAAAUACACAUUUCCACCAAGUGAGUUUUUUUGGCAUAAGUUGACGUGGCAAAAUUUUAUUGUAACGUGAAAAAGUCAUGGCUCAAAAACAUUUUUGCCGCGUCAUAACUCGUAGUGAUAAAUCAUUCUAACCUACUUUACUACAAAAAAUAAUAGUAUCAUUUUUUCGGUGGAAAAAAUCGAAAUGAAUUCAAAAAGGAUUUGUAAAAACCCGUGAGACAGAAAAAAAGUAGGUCAAGUGAUGUGGCUUUAAAACAGUAGUAAAAUCUACUGUAAUAUCUAGAGACUUACGAUAAGUGGAUUGGUUUUGAGAAUGCUCAGACUAGACUCAACUCUUAAGGACAAGAAAACAAAUGAGGAAGCAACACGGAGUUCGUGAAAUACCCGGAAAAAUGAGACAUGAAUUCCUGCAGUUCCGACUUUCAUGCGAGACUUUGGAAAAAAAAAACACAACAAAACUUCAAGUCUCGGCUUUUUUGCGAGACUUGAAAACAAAAAACACACAUCAAAAAAUACAGUUUGAAAAGCAAAGAAUUCGGCGAGUGAAGUUGGAAUUUCGGAUGAUCGAUGUGCCCUGAAAGAUUGAUUUUUUGCCAUUCUCGAGAGCCAGGUUACAAAAUCUGAAAUUUUUCUGUGAAAAAAAACUUACUUUUCAAUUGGAGUUGAUAAAAUUGCGAAAUUCUGAAUACAUUUUCCGAUUAAUUUCUGCAAUCUCCAAAAAUUCCACCAGGUUUUGAGGCAAAUUGAAAAGUGGACGAAAAAUAUAAAAGGUUUAUGUUGAAGUCGAUUUGAAUCUGCAAUUUUUUGAAAAAUUAGGCUUUGAAUAAGAUAUUUGCAACCGUUCCCCCAAAAUCUCACAAUUUUUUCCAAAAUUUUUUCCCCCUCAAAAAAUCCAUGGAAAUGUGCAAAACCCGUGAUAACUGUUACUUUCCUACAGCUUUCGGUUCUCCAAAAGGAUUCUUUGACAAAUCCCUACUCAAAUGAUCAACAUUUGAAUAGUUGCGGGUUUCAACAACUGGUAAACGUACUUGCUCAGAAAGUAACGCACAUUUUACACUUCAUUUUUUAGGUUAGAAGUUUUUUACUCCGAAACUUAUGAUAAAGAUCCUCAAAUCAAACUUAUCUUCUCAAAAAAUUUGCAAUUAGUUUGUGUAGAGGCAAAAUGAAGGAAUGAUGAGAUUUGCCAAAAUAAGGAUGACGUGUCAAACAUUUGAAAUUGUUUAUUUUUUGUUGGAUUUUCACGUACACGUUUCGAAAAUUAAUUAAAUUUUCGAUUUUUAUUUUAUUUUUUUUCCAAAAAAAUACACCUUUUCAAGAAUUUUAUAAAUUUGAUAAACUGGGAGAAAACUCUGAUAUUUUUCUUAUCCUGUUUUCUAAAAGAAAAUUGAAGGUGGAGUCUGAGAAAAAAAAUAAAUUAUGCUGAUUUGAAAGAGCACGUUCUACAAUCAAUUAGUACAAUCCUCGAAGGAUUUUUCUGAGAAGCUUCCAGAAAAAUCCAUCGAGGAUUGUACUAGUUAGAACACGCUCUUUCAAAUUAGCAUACCUUAAUUUUGCUCAGACUCCAUCUUUAAGGCUCUAGGCGAAACAGUUAAAUAGAAAACCACCAAAAUAUUACAAAUUUCAAAGAAAACCUUUUUAUAAAGAGGUUAAAAUAAUAAUUUCCACGUCGACCACGUGGUUUUUCUUUUUCCCUUUUCAUUUCUCAUUUUCCAAAUCUAUCCUAAUUUUUCGCAGGUUCUCGAGUUGCAAUUUAUACCUACACACAAGCCACAAUCGAAUUAUUCGGAAAAGUUUCGAGUCAUUAUGUUGCUGAUGAUACUCCGAUGGUUUUUUAUGUCAAUAUUCAUGCAGCAAUUGAAGAAGUUCGACAAGCGAGAGAAGAACAAGCAAUGCAAUCUGGAUAUGGAAAGCCGAAAGGACCCAAAGUUCUUUUGGGUAAAUUUUUAAAAACCUUAGUCUUCUAUGGGAAAAUCUGACAAAUUUGGGAUAAAAUCUAAAAGGGAUAAAAUCUCUGUGGUAUAAAUUCGAGAAAAUAAAUCUGAAAUUUGUUUAAAAGAGAAGAGUAAUCAUCAUAUUUUCUAUAAAAACCUUAUGGACCUUUUUACCUCUUCUCUAUUCUUGUUUAUUGAAUUCUUCUAAACCCCUUUCACCUUCUUAUUCAUUCAAAACAGAUUUUUAGGGCUCGAAGUUAGGUUAAAUAUAAGUUUCCCUAUUUUCAGAAACGGUGUCGGGGUGGCCGAGUGGUUAAGGCGUGGAGAGACCCGUCUUCAUUGAGAAAUCAUCGCGGGUUCGAAUCCCGUCCCCGACAAACUUUUUUUUUCUUUUUCUUCCCUUUCACAUUAAUUUUGUUUCAGUUGGCCCAUCGGAUGUCGGAAAAAGCACAUUGUCUCGAAUUCUUUGCAAUUAUUCAGUGAGACAAGGAAGAUGUCCGGUUUUUGUGGAUUUGGAUGUUGGACAAAAUAAUAUAUCAGUUCCGGGAACUAUUGGAGCAUUGAUUGUUGAUAAAACUGCCGAUAUUAUUGAUGGUUUUGAUCGAACAAAUGCUCUGGUUUAUAAUGUGAGAUUUUUUGGGUGGAAAGAGAGGGGUAUAGUUAGAGUAACUUCUCAAUAAUCAACAAUAAAUAAAUAGAAGUUCCUUUGAGGAUCUCAAAUUUCUUUCAAAGUAAAUUUGGGACUUAUGAACAAGAUAAGGGAUUCUGCCCAAAAAUGUUAUUUUUGUGAACUUUCCCAUUGUUAGCUAUUGGAUUAUGGUUCGAAAAAUCUUUUAAAAAACUCCAAAGUUUUUUUGAAGUCGAAAAAUAACUGAAACCUCGAGCUGAAAAUUUUCUAAUCUCGUAUAAACCUUUCAGUUUGGACAUACAUCUCCUGGUGGAAGUAUUGGUUUGUACAAAGCGAUGAUGAAACAAUUGGCAGCAAGUAUGAAAACACCACAAGUAAGUUUAGCAAAAUUACAUUUUUCACAUUAAAAAUCAGCCACAUUUCAGUUUGAAUCAAAUAGCGAUGCUCUAAUUGGUGGAAUGAUAAUAAAUACAUGUGGAUGGGUAAAUGAUGCUGGAUAUGAAUGCAUCAAAUCAGCUGCUGAAUCAUUUGAAGUCGAUAUUGUUAUUGUAAUUGAUCAUGAAAGAUUGUAUAGUGAUUUGAGUCGAGAUUUGCCGGAAUUUGUGCGACUUUUGAAAUGCCCCAAAUCGGGAGGAGUUGAGAAACGAGACUCGGAAUUUCGCGGGAAGACAAGGACUGCAAAUGUGCACAGUGUAAGUUGAUAGAAGAUUGGUUUUUGAGAGAAAUUUUUGUGUUUUUCAGUAUUUCUAUGGAACAAAGUCUCAACAAGUGUUUCCUUUCAAUAUUGUUCUACAAUUCAACGAUAUCAAAUUGUUCAGAAUUGGAACUGAAAAGGUGAGAGAAUUCAAAGAAGAUUUUGGGGAUUUCCUGAAUUUUCAAUUGUUUUCAUUCUGAAAAUUGUGAUAUAUUUGGUUCAAAAUCAGCCCCUUCUAAAAAAUAUUUAAUUUUUUCUGUAAAUAGUUCAAUUUUUGGUGAGAAAAUGGUUCAAAAACCAAAUGAAAAUGUAAAAAAAAAAAUAUUUGAUUUACCGUAAUCUGACUAAAAAUUUAUUAUUUUUUCUAAUUUUCAUUUGUUUUCCAGCUUCCUGAUUCUUGUCUUCCUUUUGGAAUGGAAGAAGAAGAUCCAGAUACUCGAGUUGUUGAAAUGACUCCUUCCACUGAUAUUCUUCAUCAUUUAUUUGCGAUUUCACAUUCGAAUAUUGUUGAAGAUAUAUGUAAAUCAGCUGUUUGUGGUUUUGUAUUGGUUAAGGAGGUACUAUUAAAAUCAAUUUCAGUUUUAUUUUUCAAAUUUCCAUUUUCAGAUCGAUAUGGAACAACAAAAAAUGACAGUUUUAUCAGUGAGAACAACAUUGCCUUCAACAAAUUUGGUCUUUAUGAAUAUUUCUCAUCUUGAUGAUCAUGUUUAA